AUGGCCGCGUCCGCCGGGGGUACGCAGGCGCCGCCCGGCGGGGAGGCCGAGCAGUGGUUGGCGUGCCGGCAGUGUGCAUUGCCGCUGGCGACCGCCGCGGAGCUCAUCGAGGAGAAGUUCGCGUCCUGGCAGAAGGUCACGUGGGCCUACGAGCUGGGCGUGCUCGGCCGGGAGAGUACAUGGUGCUACUCCGCGACCAACGCCCACGACCACCGGUUCGACGUCGUCCGGGUGCUCCCCAGCGCUCUUGGGCCGAGCAUACGCUGCAGCGGCGAGCCCACGCAGGAGCAUUCCUGGUUCCCGGGCUUCUCCUGGUCGAUGGCGCACUGCCGGCUCUGCGACGCGCACCUGGGCUGGAGCUUCAGCCCCGACGGGGCGGCGCCAGCUCAAGGCCAGGGGCCGCUGGGCCGCACGGCCCCGGCAGCCCCAGCGGCACCCCAGGCGCCGCUCGGGCCGCAGGGGCUGGAGGAGCCGAGGGCGGAGGGGGGGGAGGCGCCGGGCCCCGCGGCGCGCCCGCGCCCUCGGCCGGCCGCCCGCUUCCUCGGCCUGGUGCUCACGAAGCUGCGGGAGGAGGCGCUCCCGCGCGAGGAGGCGGAGCGGCGGCUGGCCGCGGCGGAGCGGCGGUGGCUCGCGGGCGCGCCCUCCGCGGCGGCGCUUCUGCUGCAGGAGCUGCUCGGCGGCGGCGCGGCGCGGGCCCACGGCAGCAGGCUGCGCGCCGUGCUCCGCUCCGCGGCCGCCUCCGGCCGCCUGCCGGCAGCUGGGCUCCCUGGCCGGCCAGGGCGCGCCGCCGGCGGCGCUCUCGCCGCCGAGGGCCCCGGAGGGGACGCGGCGCCAGCGCCCGAGGCCACGGAGGCCGAGGCAUCCGGAGCGGCGGCGUGA
Molecule: messenger RNA, 879 nt
Organism: Prorocentrum cordatum
Lineage: Eukaryota; Dinophyceae; Prorocentrales; Prorocentraceae
Source: the annotation of a GenBank genome assembly